AUGGCGUUGGUGUCAUCUGGGGCGUCAGUGGGGCGCUGCGAAGCCUCGAAGCCCAGCAGCCGCAGCAGCUGCAGCAGCAGCAGCAGCAGCAGCAACAGCAGCAGCAGCAGCAGCAGUCUACCUACUCCUUCUGCUGCUCAAGCUCUUCUUGCUUUGCUGCAAGAAGAAGAUGAAGCAAUUCAAGAGGCUGCGCUGCUGCAGCUAAAUAAGCUGGUCGAUGUUCAUUGGGUCGAACUCGCAGACGCCCUGCCUGAGCUGGAGGCGUUAGUUGAAGACGAGGGUUUUAAAAGCCGUUCGUUAGCUGCGACGAUCUGCAGCAAGGUUUAUUUUUACUUGGGUUGUUCAGCAGAUGCGCUGCGUCUCGCUCUGCUGUCUGAUGAGUGGUUAAGCAUUACAGACGCAUCUCUUUAUAAGCAAACUAUACUCUCUGAGUGCGUGGAUGAGUAUAUUCGAUACAGAAAUGAGGUGUAUGCAGCAGAACAAGCAGCAAAGGCAGCAGGGGCAGCAGCAGGACCAGCAGCAGCAGCAGCAGCUGCAGCAGCAGCUGCAGUAACAACAGCAGCAGCAACAGCAGCAGAGACCCCUCCAAGAGAAGCGGGAGAUACAGCAGCGCUGCUGAACGGUGUAGCUUUGAAAUCAGUCGUAGGAGGCGAAGGAGCCGUUGUUGGUGAUGUGGCUGCUGCUGCUGCUGCUGCAGCAGCAGCAGCAGCAGCAGGAACAGCAGCGGGAACAGCAGCAGCAGCAGCUCCGAGUGCUUUUCAUGCAGCAGUAGAGAAGGUGGUGCUGCAGCAGCUGAGAGCAGCAGCCGGUACACCUGCUGCUGCACAUUCGCUAGGAAUUGCUUUAGAUUGUAAAAGACUAGAAGAAGUAAAGCUGCUGCUGCUGCAGGCCCCAGAUAAGAUCGCUCUCCUCAACCAUUUGUCUUCGAAUUUGCAUGCGCUGAUUCCUCUAAAGUCAUUUAGAGCAGAGGUGCUGCAGCUUUUAAUUGAGGUGUAUAUGGAGGUGCUUUCGACUGGUGAAAGCGAGCAGCAGCAACCUGAGGUGUAUAGGCAGGUCUGCCGCUGUUUGCUGCUGCAAGGAGACACAGCAGCAGCAGCAAAAAUAUUACACAAGUUCCUUACAUGCCCCCCGACACAAACCCUUCCUAAACCCCAGCUCCUUGCUUAUCAAAUCGCGUUCGAUCUCAUCGAUCUCGAGAUCCCCCGGCAAAUGGAGUCUCUCUUGGGGCAUCCGCUGCUGAGCCUUCCUCUCACUGAGGAGGAGCAGCAGCAGAAGCAGCAGCAGCAGCAGCAGCAGCAGCAGCAGGAGUCGGCUCAGGAGGAUGGAGCAGCAGCAGCAACGACAACAACAGCUAUCGUUGAAGCAGCAGCAGCAGCAACAGCAGCAGAAGAGACAGCAGAGACUUCCGCAGCAGCAGCUGCUGCUGCAUUUGCUGCUGCUGAAGCAGCAGAGAAAAGAGCAGCAGAAUCUUCUGACGCCUUUACACGCAAACUGGCGGUCUUGCGAAGUAUUUUAAGCGGCCGGUCUACGCUUGAACUGCGUUUAGAGGUUUUAAACAGAAAAUCGCAGACAGAUUUUCAGUUGUUAGAUCUCUACAAGGUUUCAAUCGAUGGUCGUCAGUCUCUGCUGCAUCAGGGUUUGCUGCUGCUGCAUGCACUGCAGCAGAGCUGCACCGGCUGCGAUUUGUUUCUUCGUAAAAACCUCGACUGGGUUCGACGUGCUGUCAGCUGGGGCAAGUUCUCAGCGACUGCGUCCAUCGGUGUUGUUCACAGAGGUAAUGUAGGCUCAAGUUUGAGUGUCUUGGGUCCCUAUCUUCCUGCUGCUGCUGCUGCUGCUGCUGCUGCUGCUGGUGCUGGUGCUGCUGCUGGUGGUGCUGGCGGUGCAGCAGGAGUCGGUGGUGGGGCUUCUUCAGCAACAUCAUCAGCAGCAUCAUCAGCAGCAUCAGCAGCAGCAGCAGCAGCAGCAGCAGCAGCAGGAGGGGGUGGUGCAGCAGCAGAAGGAGGGGCACUCUUUGGUUUAGGCUUAUUACAUUGCGGUGCUCGUAGUCCUCUUAUUCGCUUUCUGCUGCUUUCUUCUUUAAAAGAAGCAAACAAUGCAGCUAAAGAACCCCUUCUUCAUGGAGGAGCACUUGGAUUAAGUCUUGUUUGUCUAGGACAUCAUGAUGAUACAGCAGUUGAUAAUAAUGGCGGCUGUGUGUUUGCUGAUGAGUUGAUAGAGCAGUGUUUAGGAGAAGCUGAUCCUUUAAUUCGCUAUGGUGGGGCCUACGCUAUUGGCCUUGCAUACUGCAACACCGGAAAGGAGACAGCAGUAAAGAGGCUGCUGCAUUUGGCUGUCUCCGAUGUCAGCGACGACGAUGUGUUUGUUAAUUAUUUGAGUGUCUCUCUAGACCAUCCUGGGCAAGCUUCUACGGAUCCUUGUGCUGCUGUGCAGCAGCUAUAA
Molecule: messenger RNA, 2439 nt
Organism: Eimeria acervulina
Lineage: Eukaryota; Apicomplexa; Conoidasida; Eucoccidiorida; Eimeriidae
Product: 26S proteasome non-ATPase regulatory subunit 1, putative
Exons: 14
Coding region: 1-2439 (812 amino acids)
Biological process (GO): proteasome-mediated ubiquitin-dependent protein catabolic process
Cellular component (GO): proteasome storage granule; proteasome regulatory particle, base subcomplex; nucleus
Source: RefSeq, a predicted model, not a curated record